AUGCUCCUCUGGAACAGCAGCGGUGCCCUGGCUUUCCUGCUGACAGGCAUUCCCGGGAUGGCUCGUUUCCACCGCUGGGUUUUCUUCCCUUGCUGCCUGAUGUAUCUCAUUGCAAUGCUGGGCAAUGGCACCAUCCUGCUCGUCGUGAGAGCGAAUCGAAGGCUCCACCAGCCCAUGUGCUACUUCCUUUCGAUGCUGGCCACCACGGACCUGGGCCUGACUCUCCCCACCCUGCCCACGGUGCUGCGUGUCUUUUGGUUCGGCACUGGAGAGAUCAGCCUCCCAGUCUGCCUCACCCAGAUGUUCUGCAUCCAUGCUUUCUCCUUCAUGGAGUCCUCGGUGCUUCUGGCCAUGGCCUUUGAUCGCUACAUGGCCAUCUGCUGCCCGCUGAGAUACUCCUCCAUCCCCACCAGUGCCAGGAUUGCAAAGAUUGGGCUGGGGAUGGUCUGCCGUUCUCUGAUGCUGCUCCCGCUCAUCUGCCUGCUCACGCAACUGCCGCUCUGCGGGUCCCGCGUGCUGUCCCACUCCUAUUGCCUGCACCAGGACAUGAUAUGGCUGGCGUGCACAGACUCCACCCUGAACAGCCUGUACGGCCUAACCCUGGUGCUGUUCGUGAUCCUAGACUCAGUGCUCAUCACCUUGUCCUACACCAUGAUCAUUAAGGCCGUGGUGAGCAUCACCUCCAGAGAGGAGCAGACCAAAGCCCUCAACACUUGCAUCUCUCACUUCUGCACUGUCCUUAUCUUCUAUGAUGUCCCCAUGGUCGGCCUGUCCAUUAUACACCGGUACAGGAAGAAUGCUGCACCCUUCAGCCAUGUGCUCAUGGCCAAUGUCUACCUUUUUGUCCCGCCUGUGUUGAGCCCCAUCAUCUACAGCAUGAAAAACAAGCCCAUUCGCAAAGGCCUCCUCAGGAUCUUGAUCGGUUCGAAGUAA
Messenger RNA from Gymnogyps californianus (California condor), 933 nucleotides. Its product is annotated as olfactory receptor 51F2-like. Gene Ontology annotation, biological process: G protein-coupled receptor signaling pathway. The record is from RefSeq and is a predicted model, not a curated record. Gene Ontology annotation, molecular function: olfactory receptor activity; G protein-coupled receptor activity. The coding region runs from base 1 to 933 and encodes 310 amino acids. Gene Ontology annotation, cellular component: membrane. NCBI's taxonomy places the organism in Eukaryota, Metazoa, Chordata, Aves, Accipitriformes, Cathartidae. The transcript is spliced from 3 exons.